AUGUUUAAUUUUAUGAAAAAAGGUGUGGUUGGCGUGGGGGGCAGCGGUGGAGGAAGUAACAACAGUAACAACAACAACGGUUCCGGUGGCACCGGAAACACCGCCGUGUCGCCCUCCUCCGGGCCGGCCGGGUUCGUACACUCCGUUAUCAGUAGCGUCGGUGGCGAUGGCGGCGACGACAAGGAUCGCCGGAAGAAGGAAAAAAAGGCCCGCAAGGACGGUAAACAGUUGCUGCUGGGUGGCGGCGGCGGCGGAACGACCGGUGGCCACUCCGGGAGCAUGAGUGCGGAAGAGUUGUUGCGAUUGGAUGAGGUUCGUCGGUCGCUAAAGAUACGCGGUCGGCGGAAAGAGAAGGAAAAGCUUCCGAGUGGCAUCACGGCCGACUACAGUGCGUCGUUCUUUGCCCAACUGGACGUCGACCACCGGGAGUUGGACCGCGGCACGGAGGAAGUGCUGGCCGUGGCCAAUACGACGACCUAUAUCGACCGGAAUGGCGAAAUGGUGGAGCGGGUGUCGUUUAGCAGCACCACUACCACCCUGCAGCCUACUUCGCCGCACAGCGAGACUGGCUACUCGUCGGAUCAUCUGUCACAGCAACAGUAUCCGGGCAGUAAAACUCAGCCACCGGUCCCUCCGCGGCCACCGAAGCGCGGCAUACUGAAGGGCUCGCGAGUGAACCUGGCGACGGCCGAUGGGCUCAGUUCGAGUGCAACCUCACCAUCGAACCACCACCAUGGGUUGCCAGGAUCGGCGGCACUCCUGCAGUUACUGGCCUCACCGUCCCCGAGUGCCGACAGCCUGACGGACACUACGACGACGACGACAAACUCUUCCUUCGCAACGCCUCCCUUUUCCCUCAGCCCGGUCGGGGAGUCGCAGGGGUACGACGGUCGCAUCGGACGCGUCUUCCCGUUCGACGAACGCAUCGCGCCGGUCAACGGAGGCAUCAUCCUGUCGUUACCUCCCAUCACCGUGCAGCCCCUGCCGGCAGCUCGCGUACUGACGAUUCAGCGCCAGAAAAGCCCUCGGAACGAUUUCGGUUUCAGCCUCCGGAAAGCGUUUGUCCUCGAUCGACUACCACCGGUCAACGGUGAGCGGACGCCACCGCCUGCCCGUCGACUGCGGGCGAUCAUCUUUGCGGAACCCAGCUCAUCCGGAACCGUGCAGACGGGCCUGCUGCCCGGCGAUCGACUGCUGGAGGUGAACGGGCAACCGGUUGAGGAGCUGACCCGCGAAACGAUCAUCGAGAUGAUCCGGAGCAGCGGCGAUUCGGUCACGGUGAAGGUGCAACCGAUCGCGGAAUUGAUAGAACUUUCCCGCCGCUUCGUUACCGCGGAAUUGGCCACCGCUACCACGACAGAUUGUAGCACCCUAAAGCGUAGCGCAAGCCGGCGAUUCCUUCACUCACGCCGACCACCGCUCGGCCCGACGGGGGCACCGUUCGGCGAGGGAGGUGGCUCGGUUGGGCGUGUGUGGUUACUUCAUCGCGGUGGCUUUACGGCCGCCCGACGGCAACAGCUGUCCCCGUCGACGGUUCCGAUGCCCUCGCACCAUCAUCAGCAGCAGGCGGGUAAAGUUUGGGUACGGCUCGAGGCACCGAACGGUGGUGAGGAGCUGCUGAUCGACGAGGACGACCUGGAGGUGGCGAAUGCGGCCGCAUACGAUCUGGUCGAGGAUCUGUGCCAUUUGCCGCACCUGAACGAAUCGUCCGCCCUGCACGUGCUACGGCAACGGUACGCCAACAAUCUGAUCCACACCCGAGCCGGCCCCGUCCUGUUGAUCCUCAAUCCGAUGGCCCCGUUAGCGCUCUACUCGGAGAAGGUGGCCUCGAUGUUUCGUGGCUGCAAGGUGGAGGACGAUAUGCCGCCGCACAUUUUUUCACAAGCCCAAACCGCGUACCGGGCCGCCCUGGAGACGCGCCGCGAUCAGAGCAUCAUCUUUAUGGGUCGAUCGGGUGCGGGUAAAACCACCAACUUCAAGCACGCCCUGUACUAUCUGACACUGGCCACGGGUGGCGCGGCAGGUCGCGCCCUCACGGUGGAGAAGGUUAGCGCCAUCGGUGCGAUCUUGGACGCGUUUGGCAACGAACGGACGGCACUGUGUUCGAAUGCGACAAAGUUUGCGCAAAUCUUUGCCCUCGAUUUCGAUCACGCCGGUCAGUUGGUGGCGGGUUCGAUUCAGGUGCUGCCCAUCGAUCGCAUGAGACCCGCCGGGGCCAUUGGUGCGCCCCGGUGGAGCUUCCUGUCCGGCGUGGAUGUGGGGGCCCUUCGGAAGGAACUGUUACUGGAACCGCUCGCCGGUGCAACGGCGGGCGCUAGCGUACAGCAGGAAACGAUCGAUUAUCAACGUUUGUGUCAAGCGUUCCGUGUGCUGAACGUUGACCCGCUGGCGGUGCGCGGUGUGUGGCACGUGCUGGCGGCCAUCUAUCAUCUUACGCAGUCCGGAGCCGUGGCGGUGGCCGGUAGGGUGCAGUUCGUUAAUCCACGCGCUGCGCAGAAAGCCGCCUCGCUGCUCGGAAUUCCGAUGGACGAACUGUUGACGUACGUGUUUCCUGAGGUGGCCAACGGGGGUGGUGGUGGUGGGGGCGGUGGAACGGGUGCCCCGAAAGCAACCGCAUUGUCGUCGACGGUGGCAUCGGAAGCGCUGAGCGCGUUCAGCGAAGCCCUUUACACCGAACUGUUCUACACGAUCGUGGGGCUUAUUAAUAAAUCGAUCAUGGCCGCUACUCCGCAUCAGACCAUCGGCUCGGUGCUGCUGGUUGAUGUGCCCGGUUUCCAGAACGUGGCCAGUGUCGGUGGUGAAGGCUGCGGUGGCGGAAUCAGCACGCUCGCCGAGCUACGGUUUAACUAUCUUCACGAGCGGCUCCAGCUUCUGUUUCACAACGCGAUGUUGGUGCAACCGCGCCACCGAUACGCCCAGGAGAUGGUGACGGUCGAGGCGGAUCCACUACCCGACGGUGGUGGCGUAACGUCGGGUGGGCCCGUUCCGAUGGUCGCCCUGCUCGACAAGAUACCGCAGAGCCACGAGCCGCGCAAAGGGUUGCUGUGGAUGCUGGACGAGGAGCAACUGUUGAACCCGGUGCCGGCGUCAGCAAACGCUAACGGUAACGGUGGCGCGGUCGAUGAUUUCGACGAUGAUCCCGCAGGGGAUCGCGAUGCACGGUUUAUGGAGCGUCUGUUCGCGGCGUACGGCGAUCGGGAAGCGCGCGAAACGCUGCUACUGAGGGCCAGUGUCCCGAGUGGGGCGUGUGAUGUGGUGCUGCAGCACCUGCUGGGCACCAAUCCGGUGCUUUAUUCCGUGUCCAGUUGGCUAAAGGAAGCGGCCGCCCAGGCGCACUACCUGCCGCAGCGUGCACUGAACUGUCUGCGCGAUAGCACCAAGCCGGAAGUGAGCGGAUUGUUUGUGGGCACGUUGGGUGGUGCGAUGGAGUCAUCGUACGCGUUCGGGGGAUCAUCACAGCAGCUGCACCAACAGUCACUGCGGCGCAUCAGUAGCAUCCGGCGGACGAACGCAUACAGCGCGGGCAGUGGGUUCCCCAAGCGCAACGGCGUGGUGGUGCAGGUGAAGUACACGGUUGACUGUCUGAUCGAUACGUUGCGCCGCACGGGGACCCACUUUGUGUACUGCUACUUGCCGCAACACAACGGUGGCACGGUCCUGCCGGGGGUCGGUGAGCCACCGGCUGGGGGCGAAGUGACCCGGCGAACCGGCGAGGAGGACCUCAUCAACAUUCCACUGUUGCGAAGUCAGCUGCGGGGCUCGCAGAUGCUCGACUUUGCGCGGCUCUACCGUUUGGGCUUCCCGAUCAGUGUGCCGCUCGGCGAGUUUGUGAUCCGUUUCGGGCUGCUAGCGGAUGGUGCUGGAGGCGUCGGGGGACCCGGAGCACUGGCGGUCGUUACGGAGCCCGCCACGGUGGACAGCAUUCUCAGCAACUGUGAGGUCGAUCCGUCCGUCUACCGCAUCGGAACGAGCCAGGUUUUCUUCCGUUCCGGUGUGCUGGGCGCGCUCGAGGCGAAACGCGACGAGCUGCUGUCGGAUCGGGUGAUCCAGUUGCAGGCCCACUGCCGCGGUUACCUGGCCCGAAGGCGUCUCGCCCGUCGCCGGCUGCAGGAGUUGGCGGUCCGGUGCAUUCAGCGGAAUGUGCGCGCCUUUCUGAAGGUGCGCGACUGGCCCUGGUGGCGGUUGCUGGUCCGCGUGAUGCCGCUGCUGGCCGUCCACCGGACGGAGGAGCAACUCCUGGCGGCCACCGCCGAGCUGCAGCAGGUGCGCGCCAAGCUGGACCGGAUCGAAGCCGAACGGAACGAGCUGAAGACGGCCAACCACAAGCUGGAGGCACGGCUAAGCGACCUAACUUCCGAGCUGACGGAGGAACACUCCUCCUCGAACCUCAUCACCGAGCGGCUCGCCUCGGAAACGUCCGAACGGUUGCGGCUGGAGAAGGAGGUGAAGGAGUACGAGUCGAAGUACCGCAACCUGCAGGAGUCCUCGGAGAAGAUGGAGAUGGAGCUGCUGUGCGCCAAAUCGGAGCUAAACUAUGACUUUGACGACUGCAGCACCGUCGGGGGCGACUACGACGGGCUGGAAGGCGGGCUCGAGCGUGACGGCGGAUUGGCCGACGGGGAGGUAGCGAAGAGUUACCGACUGCGGUACGAGCGAGUCGCCCGGGAGCUCGAGUUUACGAAGAAGCGCCUGCAAACGCAACACGAACACGAUCUGGAGCAGUUGGUGGGGUUGAAGAAGCAACUGGAGAAGAAGCUCGCAGAUGCGUACGAGCAGGUCGAGGAGCAGCGCGGUGUCGUGGCGCAGUGGAAGCGGAAGGCGCAGAAGAUGACCAACGAGAUGAACGAUCUGCGGUUGCUGUACGAGGAGCAGAGUAGCCGCAACAAUCUGCUGGAGAAGCGACAGCGAAAGUUCGACGCCGAGUGCCAAACGCUGCAGGACUCGGCUCGGCAGGAGCGUCAGGCGAAGGAGCGGUUGGCGCGCGAGAAGGACGUGCUGAUGGCGGAAAAGUGUAAGCUCGACCAGCACCUGUCGGACGUGAAGCUGGAGCUGGAGCUGAAGGAGGAAAAGAACACGGCCCUGCAGAACGAGCUCGACGAGAUGAUGUUCGGUGGUGGCACCGAGGAAGAGAUUGCGCAGCUGAAGCGCCAGAAGCUCGAGCUCGAUCGGCGCUGCAAGGAGCAGGACGAGGAGCUGGACGAGAUGGCCGGCCAGAUACAGCUGCUCGAGCAGGCCAAGUUGCGGCUCGAGAUGUCGCUGGAAACGUCCCGCAAAGAGUCCCGCAAGGAAGCGCAGCAGCGUGACGACGAGAUGGAGGAGGUUCGUGGUGCUUCGUACAAGAAGGUGAAGUCGCUCGAGUGCCAACUCGAGCAGGAACACGAAGAGCGAACGCUGCUGUUGCGCGAAAAGCACGAACUCGAGCGGCGCCUCAGCAGCCUGGAGGAUCAGGACCGGGCGGAGCGGGCGGCCGAGGAAGCGAUGAUGCAGAAGAUGAAGCGCGACAAUCGCAAGUACCGGGCGCUACUGCGUGACGCCCAGAGUCAGCUCGAGCGAGCCAAGGGAGAUUCGGCCGGGAAGGCACUGGUGCGGCAGCUGCGCAACCAGCUCGAGGACGCGGAGUCUGCCCGUGCCGUGGCCGUCAAGUCACGCCAGACACUGGAAGUGGAGCUGCAGGACGCGCAGAUGCUGAUCGAGGAAACGGGUCGAGCCCGGAACGAGGCGGAAGACAAGGCGUCGGUGGCGUUGCGCGAUCGAGCCGAGCUACAGGGCCAACUGGACGAGAACGAGGAGGAGCUGGCGGAACUGAUGAAGAAGUACAGUGCCACGGUGAAGCAGCUGUCCAGCGAGCAGACGCUGAUCGCCGAGUACGAAGUGCGGCUGUCGGAGCUCGAGGGCGAGAAGCGCUCGCUGAAGGAACAGCUGGUGGAGCUGGCGGCCCGGCUCGAGAACGUGGAAACGAUCGGGGACUCGUCGAGCACCAUGCAGUUCAAGCGGUUGGAGCUGCGCACCAAAGAGCUCGAAUCGAGGCUCGAGUUUGAGCAGGCGACCCGGGCCCGGAUCGAGAUUCAGCUUAACCGCCACAAGGACUCGCUCGAGAAGCUGCAGGGCGAUCUGAUGCAGGCGCGCAGCCGCGAAGUGCAGGCCCAGGAUUCGGUGAAGAAAUCGGCGAAAACGAUACGCGAGCUACGCGAGGAACUGUCGGCGCUCGGGAAUCGCGACCAGGAGGGCCUCACCAAGCGCAAGGAGCUGGAGAAGCGUAUCGAAACGGCCGAAUCCGAAACGACGUCGGCGCGGGCCGACCUCCGUCUGGCGCUCCAGCGGAUAGCCGAUCUGCAGCAGGCGAUGGAAGAGGAGGGCGAUUCGUACCACUCGGACAGCGAUGCAAGCGACAGUUCGUCGUCGAUGGAUUCGUUCCACGAGUCGACCGUAACUCGCAAAUCGACGAGCACGGGCAGUGGCGGAGGCGGAGGCGUAGGUGAUCCUUUCGGUGCAACGAACGGCAGUCUCGGCGGUAGCCGCGGAAGCGGAAGCAUCGCCGGUAGUGUCGGUGGUGCGCGAGAUGCUCGCAAGGAAAGCAAUACUCCUAGGAUACGGCCGUGUCUGAUCGGAAGUGUGCGGCGCAAGAAACGCUUACACCCCACCAUCACGGAGGAGGACGAGGGUUUCGAAACGGAUGACCACGGGACGGGAAAAUCCUCUCCCCAAGAGAGCGAACCCAGCUCAACAACGGCUUCAGUGGCUGGUUCGGAAGGAAGCGAUGAUCGGCCAACGGAUCACCACCAGCCUGUGGUCGGUGAAAGCGAUCAAAAGCCAACCAACCGAUCGCUUCCUAGUGCGGGCGACAUUACCUCCGAAGCUAGACUGUCAACUGACCAACAGCAGCAGCAGCAAAAUUGUGACGGAACGGGCGCCGAGUCGAGAGAAUUUCCGUUCGAUAUCAACACUUUGAAAUCGAUCAAGGAGAAAAUCCACUCGCUAAAUCAGAUCAUUCGCGACGAAUCGCACGAUUCCGGUGCGGAGAUCGAUCUGGUGGAUCUGAAGAACCUCAAGAAUCAGAUACACGAGUUCAAGAAGGCGAUCGAAUGCAGCCGAUCACGGUCAAUGGACAAGAUCGCCGCCGGUGGUGGGGCGCCACUAGCUGCCGCUGUGAUAACGACAUCAGCCUCGACCGGGUCGGCCCCAGCAGCCGGUGGGGCCGACACAGCCAAAUCCAGCUAA
This is a messenger RNA of Anopheles cruzii, 7218 nucleotides long. It is a transcript of the gene Mhcl, whose product is annotated as unconventional myosin-XVIIIa. The record is from RefSeq and is a predicted model, not a curated record. Gene Ontology annotation, cellular component: myosin complex. NCBI's taxonomy places the organism in Eukaryota, Metazoa, Arthropoda, Insecta, Diptera, Culicidae. The coding region runs from base 1 to 7218 and encodes 2405 amino acids. The transcript is spliced from 7 exons. Gene Ontology annotation, molecular function: cytoskeletal motor activity; ATP binding; protein binding.